ACUGCCUGUCAUCAUUUUCUGGUCCUUGUGGCUAAAAUUCUUUGCUGCACAACUACCAGUCUGCUCAAUCAAAAGAUCCUUCGAUCCCAGGUCUGUCCGUUAUGAACCGUCUUAUUUCUGACCCCAGCACAGAAAUUUGCCCGGACUUCACGUCCAACUUCUACCAAACGAGCCGAGCACCGCUUGUAGCUUUAAAUAACACUGAGGAACAAGCUGCCGUGCUCUUGCAGGCAGUCUGGACCGCAACCAAUACUGCGCAGCGAACGCAAUGGCAGAACCAAAUUGCAGCAGAUCAAAUUGCUGCGGCGGAACAACAACACUAUGCUGACGACGAAGCGCAACAGCAACUUCAAGUGCGACGACUCGAAGAAGCUGCGGUUGAAGAGGAAGAGAAAAAGCGGAACUGUCUUAAACACAUACCCAUCCCCAAACGUCCCCGACCUUCACGUGCCCAUGAGAACAUUCUAGUUUCAGACUUUGCCCUAUGCAAACUUGAGAAGGGCCAUCAUGUGGAAAUCUACUAUUGGACCAACAAGGGUCUAUCAGAUGCACGUCUGCAUUAUCGCACUACAGACGACGAGGGGAUGGUACCCACCACGGGGCCAGAUGGCGCUACCGCGUGGAUGCCAGCCAACGCCACGCGACCCUCCACAGCAGUCAUUCCUGACCACAGCUUGAGCCCUCUAGAAUUUGCACAAGCCAUCCCCGACUCGUUGUUUCCUUGA
Messenger RNA from Suillus paluster, 725 nucleotides. RefSeq lists its product as uncharacterized. The transcript has a single exon. Lineage: Eukaryota; Fungi; Basidiomycota; Agaricomycetes; Boletales; Suillaceae. The record is from RefSeq and is a predicted model, not a curated record. Bases 102 to 725 code for a protein of 207 amino acids.